Molecule: messenger RNA, 1595 nt
Organism: Cryptomeria japonica (Japanese cedar)
Lineage: Eukaryota; Viridiplantae; Streptophyta; Pinopsida; Cupressales; Cupressaceae
Product: pentatricopeptide repeat-containing protein At1g08070, chloroplastic-like
Exons: 2
Coding region: 144-1595 (483 amino acids)
Biological process (GO): RNA modification
Molecular function (GO): zinc ion binding; RNA binding; protein binding
Source: RefSeq, a predicted model, not a curated record
UUCAAAAUGUGGGUUUAUAGAGGAUGCACGCCAAGUGUUUGACAAAAUGACUGAGAGGGAUGUCGCUUGCUGGACUGUUAUGAUAUCAGGCAGGGUAUUCACAGAAUAAAUAUGGUGCGGAGGCUUUGAGGAUUUUUGAUCAAAUGCAAGCAGUAGGUGUUAUGCCUAAUUGUGUUACCGUGGUAAGUGCACUUACAGCUUGCGGAGAAUUGGGAGCUCUGCAUCGGGGUAAGUGGAUCCAUGAGUACUUAGUUAGGAGGGGAUUUGAAUCUAAUGUGUUUGUUGGGACUGCCCUUGUGGAUAUGUAUGCAAAAUGUGGCAGUGUUGAGUUUGCACGGCAAGUAUUUGAUAGAAUGCCUAAGAGAAAUGUGGUCUCUUGGAGCGCGAUGAUUACUGGGUACGCCUUGAGUGGACAUGGAAAUGAGGCCUUGGGGAUUUUCAAUCAAAUGCAACUUACAGGUGUUAAACCCAACUCUAUUACCAUGGUAAGCUUGCUAUCGGCAUGUGCUCAUUUAGGAGCUCUUCAACAGGGCAAGCGGAUCCAUGAUUAUGUAAUUAGAACUGGACUUGAUUCAUUUGUUUCUGUGGGAACUGGCCUCAUUGACAUGUACGUCAAAUGUGGCAGUGUGGAGAUGGCACGCCAGGUUUUCGACAAAAUGAGUAGCAGAAAUGUUGUCUCAUGGAGUGCGAUGAUUGCAGGGUAUGGAUUACAUGGAUAUGGCGAAGAAGCCCUAUUACUUUUUUCCCAAAUGAGACAGACAGAUAAGAAACCAAAUGAGAUUACUUUCCUAGGUGUUUUGAAUGCUUGUAGCCAUUCUGGUCAGCUAAAUGAGGGCAGGCAGUACUUUGAAUGCAUGACUAAAGAUUACCGCAUCACACCAACUUUGAAGCACUAUGCAUGCAUGGUAGACAUCCUUGCCCGAGCUGGUCAUUUCAUUGAAGCACAAGAUCUAAUAAAAGGAAUGCCAUUUGAACCUGAUAUAUGUGUGUGGGGAUCCUUACUUGGUGCCUGCAGAAUACACCAUAACAUUGAGCUAGGAGUGCAAGUUGCAGAGUAUAUUUUUGCAUUAGAACCCCAAAAUGCAGGAUAUUAUGUAUUGUUAUCAAAUAUGUAUGCCACAGCUGGCAGAUGGGAUGAUGUAGCAAAGGUCAGAAUAAUGAUGAGAGCAAGGGGUGUGAAAAAGCCUCCUGGAUAUAGCUUCAUUGAGAUAAAUAGCCAGGUUCAUGCAUUCCUUGCAGGAGACAGAUCACACCCUCAAUCUGAGAGGAUUUAUGCUACGUUGGAAAAAUUGACAGAACAGAUGAAGGAUGCAGGGUAUGUAGCAAGUACAAAUUUUGUGCUACAAGAGCUAGAUGAGGACGUGAAGGAACGCAUGCUUUGCAGUCACAGUGAGAGGCUGGCUAUUGCUUUUGGACUUGUAAGUACAAGCCCUGGCAUCCCUCUCCAUAUAACAAAAAAUCUCCGGGUAUGUGGUGAUUGCCAUACUGCCACUAAAGUCAUAUCCAAGAUUGUAAUGCGAGAAAUUAUUAUGAGAGAUGCAAACCGUUUCCAUCACUUCAAGGAUGGGGUGUGUUCUUGCAGAGAUUAUUGGUGA